AUGUCUGAAAACAUCGAUCAAUUCCGUUUUUUAACAAACACUUCUUUUGAAGAAGCACGAGAUUAUUUAAUACUUACAGAGGGCAAUAUAGAACAAGCUGUUACUCUUUUUUACGAAGGUGACAUUCGAGCACCACUACAAUCAUCAUCACUUACUACUAUCGAUGAUGAUGAGUUUUAUGAGACUGAUGAGUUUUAUGAGGUUGAUGAGAUCGAUGGGAUUGAUGAGAUUGAUGGGACUGAUGAGAUUGAUGAAAGCAUUACCACCACAAUACCAAAUACAGCCACAACUACUAAUAGCUUUAAAACUGUUCUUGAU
Messenger RNA from Entrophospora sp. SA101, 318 nucleotides. The record is from the annotation of a GenBank genome assembly. NCBI's taxonomy places the organism in Eukaryota, Fungi, Glomeromycota, Glomeromycetes, Entrophosporales, Entrophosporaceae.